This is a messenger RNA of Talaromyces rugulosus, 1206 nucleotides long. RefSeq lists its product as uncharacterized. Gene Ontology annotation, biological process: aromatic amino acid biosynthetic process. Gene Ontology annotation, molecular function: 3-deoxy-7-phosphoheptulonate synthase activity. The record is from RefSeq and is a predicted model, not a curated record. The coding region runs from base 1 to 1206 and encodes 401 amino acids. NCBI's taxonomy places the organism in Eukaryota, Fungi, Ascomycota, Eurotiomycetes, Eurotiales, Trichocomaceae. The transcript is spliced from 3 exons. Gene Ontology annotation, cellular component: cytoplasm.
AUGCCAUCGACAAUCUAUGAGCCUGUGAAGAGCUUCAAUGUGCCUCUUCCUAAACCAAGCAGGGUGAAGUCUACGUUAGCUCUGGAUGAAUCAACAAAAAGACAUGUAGAAAGCAGUCGCAAUGCUAUUCGAAACCUUCUGUCACAUCAAGUUUCUGAUGACCGCCUGAUGGUAGUUGUCGGACCGUGUAGCAUUCAUGACACGAACGCUGCCCUCGAGUAUGCUUCUCUGCUUGCCGAGGCGGCCGAUAAACAUCAGCGCGAGCUUGUCAUAAUCAUGCGUGUUUAUAUCGAGAAACCAAGAUCGACUGUUGGAUGGAAAGGGUUGAUCCAUGACCCAGACUAUGCGCAAGACCUCGAAAAUCUGAACCAAAGCUCUAUCCCAGACCUAUCUAAGGGGGUGUAUACAGCACGCAAUGUUAUGCUCGAAGUCGCAAAGAAGGGUCUCCCAGUCGCCACAGAGCUCCUGAACCCACUUCUUGUGUACUACUUGGACGAUAUAGUAUCCCUCGGUGUCAUUGGCGCUCGCACUACCGAGAGUCAGACCCAUCGUGAGAUGGCCAGUGACAUGCCCAUGCCGAUAGGAAUCAAGAAUGGCACUGAUGGCGGGCUUAAGGUCGCGGUUGAUGCCAUGAAAGCUGCAUCUCGACCGCACACCGUCGUCGGCUUUGAUGAAGACUCCUCUCUAGCGUAUCAUAUGAGCGGCGGAAAUCCUGAUACCUUUGUAAUCCUUCGAGGAGGCAGCCAAGGGCCCAACUUCAGCCCCAAGGAUAUCCAAGCUGCUGAAGCGGAGCUCCUCCGUGCGGGAAAAAAGCCUGCCAUUGUUGUCGACUGCAGUCAUGGUAACUCAUCAAAGGACUACCGCAACCAAGGGGCUGUUGCAGCGUGUCUUGCAGAUCAAAUAGCUCUUGGUGCCCCUAUCACGGGAGUCAUGAUUGAGAGUAACAUCAAUGAAGGCCGGCAAGAUGUACCUGUUAAAGGGUCUAAAGAAUGCUUGAAGUAUGGUGUUAGUAUUACAGAUGGUUGUGUAAGCUGGAAUGAAACAGAGUCGAUUCUGGAACGCUUAGCAACUGCCGUACGCCAGCGGCAAGAGGCCUCCACUACAUCUUCCCCGGCGGAGGAAUCAAUUCCUACAAUAAUGGUUGGACAGUCUCUGGCAGAUGAGAAACAUACAGUGCAGGAACAUACAGUAGAAGUUUCUGUGUGA